AUGGCGACAAUCACGGACAUACCUCGAGAAUGGAUGGAGACCUCUGGUCAUCGUGUGACGCGGCUAUCCGAUCAGGCAGGAUCCUCAAGCUUAUACUUCAAUUUCAACGCGUAUACUCCAGAAGGUGACUUCGUGGUGAUUACGACACCCGACGGCAUCAGCAAGAUAGAUCUAUCGGAUUACAGAUUAUCGUUAAUCGUCCCAAUACAACAGCCGUUCUCCCUCCUCUUCGUGGGUAAGCGUUAUAGGAGAGCUUACUAUAGGCUCACAGAUCAGAAAUCGUUAUUUUGGGUCGAUGUUGAUACCGGCGUAACACAUUUCAUCGCGCAUGAAGAUCUCGGUGAUAUACAAACAGUCAAUGCAGAUGAGACCUUACUUGCUGGCGUCGAAGUCGAUUCUAGCUUCAAAAGUGAGAUACUGGAACUUUUCACAAAAAGAGAUCCGAAGACCGACCAAUUUGUGUACGAAGCCAAUUGGUCUGACGGCACACCGAUGAGUUAUGCGGAUGCAAAGGAGCUGCGCUUGAGUCAAAGACUCGAUGCCAAAGUACCUAUGAUUUUAUUCGUCAUCGAUAUCGAAAUGGGGACGAGGCGUAAUGUAUAUACCGCUACAGAUUGGUUAAAUCAUCUUUUGUUCUCACCUACUAGUCCCAGCAACUUGAUGUUUUGUCAUGAAGGACCCUGGCAUCAAGUCGAUCGUUUAUGGAUAUUGGACCUAGAUCAGUCUCCCUUGAGGCCGACCAAAUUACAUGAAAGAAAGAUGAAUAUGGAAAUCGCUGGGCACGAAUGGUUCAGCUCUGACGGGAAGACAAUUUGGUACGAUCUGCAAACUCCAAGAGGCGAGGACUUCUGGGUCGCUGGAUACGAGAUUGAAACUGGGAGGAGGGUUCAGUAUCACCUUGCUAGAAACGAAUGGUCGGUCCAUUUCCACUCUUCCCCUGACAACACACAGUUCUGUGGCGAUGGCGGCGAUUCAGAAAUGGUAGCCCAUGCGGAUGAUGGGAAGUAUUUGUACCUCUUUACGCCGAACAGGAUACCCGAUGUUGCCGGGCUGAAAGCGGCUGAUUCUGCAAAUUUGGUCACCCCCGGUUAUUUCACCUCCAAUAAGUUGGUCAACCUUCAAGCUCACGAUUAUCGCAUGGAACCAAAUGCGAAUUUCACACCUGAUGGAAAGCGACUGAUUUUUCGCAGCAACUUACAUGGCGAGCUUCAUGUCUACGCAGUGGAAUUAGAGAAGGGAUCUCUUGAAAGCUAG
Kwoniella shivajii is the source of this 1254-nucleotide messenger RNA. RefSeq lists its product as uncharacterized. Gene Ontology annotation, molecular function: oligogalacturonide lyase activity; protein binding. NCBI's taxonomy places the organism in Eukaryota, Fungi, Basidiomycota, Tremellomycetes, Tremellales, Cryptococcaceae. The transcript has a single exon. The coding region runs from base 1 to 1254 and encodes 417 amino acids. The record is from RefSeq and is a predicted model, not a curated record. Gene Ontology annotation, biological process: pectin catabolic process.